UUGACCAUCACUUCCCAACUUUGCAGUUUGUGGCAGAAACAGAUCCGCCUGCUUGCUGGUCACGUGAGAGAGCAACAGCCCGGUUUUACUAUCGUAAGGAAAAACGGAUCGAGAUGCGUUUGUGCACUGUUAGGCUAAAUGCAAGAAUGCACACUGGACUAGUCUAAUAAUUGACAUUGUGUUAUUUGCCCCAAGAAAACAAUGCACAGCACCUUUCUACUUUUCAGUCAAUGUGCUCUUCGUUUUGCUUUCAGUCUGAGGUUCGGUUAGAGGUGCUCAAGUUAUGAGUGAAAAGUUUAAAAAAAAAAAAAGUGUACAGCAGGCGCUGGGAAGCAUUUUUAAGCGAUAAAAACUGCAGAUGUGUGUCAGUUUACGACGGCGUUACCUUCAUUUGUACGAAAAUCGGAAUUGUGACACUAAACUACGCUAAUGGAGUCGUCAAGUCAUAAUUACAGUUAACAUUCGAAUGAAAAACACCUCUAGGGCGAAAAUAUCAAACACUCCAAUGAAAAACAGUAAGUAAGGCGGUAACUGAGGGUGCCUUCCUCUGCGGCGUGAUGACGUGUUCUCCAUUCGUGCCGUAGUCUAUCAGUUACAUAGUAGUAAAGUCGUAAUUACUGUACAUAUUUGUAUGCAAAAUACCUUUACACUAUAAAUAUAAACCAAUGCAACAAGCCGAUGAAAAACAGUAAGUACAGCGGUAACUGAGGGUGCAUUCUUGUGUGUGCUGUUGGAACCAUCGUAAACCGAGGGCCCCUGUAUUUGAAUGCUGUAUAUGCACAAUACCGACAAUGUCUGCAAAAAUGCUUUACUUAUGUAGUUGAAGAUCGAAGUUGCUCUGUGGCCUUCUUGCAGUUCAUUUUCAUGCUUUCACUCAUGGAUUUAUGCAAAAAUAACCAAAUGCUCAAAGAUAAUCCACGUGUGACGGCGUAGGCUCCCCUCACGACGAUCCCCAGCUCCCCAUGUCCGGUGACCCUUACACUUUCUCCAGUGACUCUCUCCCCGCUGACCUCCGCUUCCUGCCUCCGCUGGCCAACGGCCUUUUGGGAUGGCGGGUGUACAACAAUACCAUGCACGUGGGCGGCGUGUACAACGGCGAACGGGGUGAAUGUCACCGUGCAGAUGUGCCCUGUCCUCUAGCCGUGAUGGUUGAGACAGAGGAAGCUGGUCAAGACCGCUACAGCCUGGACACCCACACAGGUGUUUUCACGCACACACUGACCUCAGCCAGCGUAACAGUUUCCCAGUCUUUCUAUCCGCACCGCUACCACUCCAACCUGAUGGUGAUGGAGAUUCUGUUGGCGCGCCAUGUGACCUCAGAGGUGGCGUUCACAGUGAACCUGGCCACUUCCUUCACCUCUCAGAGCAAAGACAUUGAUUUUCAGGCUGCUCCUGACUACAGAGGUGGGAGUCACAUUCAAGGUCACACCCGCACGGCAGAGUUCCCAGGAGGUCCUUGUCCCACAGUGCAUCUCAUCUGGACCCCCAUACCCUCCACGCUGACACUACCACCUGAGCGAAGCCAGGACCGCUGGGGCUUCAUUCUAGCGGGGGCUAAUUGUUUAGAUGUCGCUGAGGCCAGUUUUGACGAGGGCCUGGAGCUGAUGGCGACGGGUGGCCUGCGCCCCUCUCACGAGAAGGCUUGGGAGGAGCUGUGGCUGCAGAGCAGGGUGGAGGUCGCGGGAUCCGAGCGCCUCUUGAAAGCUGUGAUCGGUUGCAUGUUCUACCUCCUCAGUGCCUUUCCCUCCAUCCACGACACAUCUGGCUUUUUUGGCGGUGUCAGUCCAGGUGGACUCUCGAAUGGCUCGGAAGCUCAGGAUUAUUGGGGCCAUGUUUUCUGGGACCAGGAGAUCUGGAUUUACCCCAAUGUAGCUUUAUUCUACCCCAAACUGGCCCGCGCAGCACUGGAGUACAGGAUGCGGACUAUCGACGGAGCUAAAUACAAUGCUCAAAAGCAGGGAUUCAAGGGGCUGAAGUUGGCAUGGCAAAGUGCUGUGUCAGGGAGGGAAAUGUGCCCUGAGGACAUUUACGGACUACAAGAGAUUCACAUCAAUGGAGAUGUCGCACUGGCCUUCCAGAAUUACUACUAUCUCACUGAGGAUGUGACAAUGUUCACAGAUGGACAGGGCCGUCAGCUGAUAUGGGGCGUGGCCGAUUACUGGGUUUCCAGGGCAACCUGGAGCCCUGACGACCAGAAGUAUCAUCUCUUAGGUGUCAUGCCACCAGAUGAGUAUUACUACAAUGUCAACAACUCUGUCUACACAAACACAGUGGCCAAAUUAAGUCUGCAGUUUGCUGUGGAAUUAGCUGCUCUUCUCAAACACCCCGCACCAAAGGAAUGGCAAGAUGUGGCGGACAACAUCCAAAUACCUUUUGACCAGCAAUCUCUGUACCAUCCCGAGUUUGAAGGCUAUUCUAAAGGUUAUCCAGUCAAACAGGCCGACACUGUGAUGCUGAGCUAUCCUCUUGGCCUACCCAUGUCGCCUGAGAUCAGAAGAAAUGACCUCGAAGCAUAUGAAACAGUCACUGACCCUCAUGGACCGGCCAUGACAUGGGGAAUGUUUGCGAUUGGUUGGCUGGAGCUGGGGGAGGCGGAGAAAGCUCAACGUUUGCUUGAGAAGUGCUUCAGAAACAUCCAAGGACCUUUCCAGGUUUGGAGUGAAUCAUCAGACGGUUCCGGCGCAGUCAACUUUCUUACAGGUAUGGGAGGAUUCUUGCAAGCAGUGGUGUUCGGUUACAGUGGCUUCAGAGUUCAAAAGGAAUGCCUCGCCUUUUCCCCCCUUCUUCCCAAUGACCUGAGUGAGCUUUGCAUCCGUGGCGUGAGCUACCUGGGCCAUCAGCUGGACUGGCUGUUUCGCAAAGAUGAAGUGUGCGUCAUACUGAGGGAGCAGGAAGGCGGUGCUGCAAGUGCAAAGAUAUGCGAUCUGCAGGUGGUCCUCAAGGCAUCGGGGACUCAAAUCCCUUUAACUCCAGGGGCGCCAGUGACCUUUCCUCGAGAGCCUGGCUGUGUUUGCAGACUUGAAUUGUCGUCUUUCUGCUGGCCUUUCUGAAUAAUUUGAAAAUAUCCAUCCAUCCAUCCAUUAUCUGAGCCGCUUAUCCUCACAAGGGUCACGGGAGCGCUGGAGCCUAUCCCAGCUAUCAUCGGGCAGGAGGCGUGCUACACCCUGAACUGGUUGCCAGCCAAUCGCAGGGCACAUAUAAACAAACAACCAUUCGCACUCACAUUCACACCUACGGGCAAUUAACCUACCAUGCAUGUUUUGGGGAUGUGGGAGAAAACCGGAGUGGCCGGAGAAUACCCACGCCGGCACGGGGAGAACAUGCAAACUCCACACAGGUGGGGCCGGGGAUUGAACCCCGCACCUCAGAACUGUGAGGCUGACGCUCUAACCAGUCGGCCACCGUGCCGCCUUAUUUGAAAAUGUUUUGGGAAAUGCCUCAAACUCAAGUCAGUAAGCUCUUCACAAUACUUGCUCAACAACGGACAGCAAGAACAAUUUCAUGUCCGACCGUAAGAACUAUUCACUGUACUAGUUUAAUAAAACU
This is a messenger RNA of Phycodurus eques (leafy seadragon), 3546 nucleotides long. It is a transcript of the gene pgghg, whose product is annotated as protein-glucosylgalactosylhydroxylysine glucosidase. Gene Ontology annotation, molecular function: catalytic activity. The record is from RefSeq and is a predicted model, not a curated record. The coding region runs from base 963 to 3050 and encodes 695 amino acids. Gene Ontology annotation, biological process: carbohydrate metabolic process. The transcript is spliced from 13 exons. Lineage: Eukaryota; Metazoa; Chordata; Actinopteri; Syngnathiformes; Syngnathidae.